UGUCAGUUGCAGGAACCUUCCCUCUACACCAUCAAGGCUGUUUUCAUCCUAGAUAAUGAUGGGCGCCGGCUGCUGGCCAAGUAUUAUGAUGACAUGUUCCCGUCCGUGAAGGAACAGAUGGUUUUCGAGAAAAAUGUCUUCAAUAAGACCAGCCGGACUGAGAGUGAGAUUGCAUUUUUCGGGGGCAUGACUAUCGUCUACAAGAGCAGCAUUGACCUCUUCCUGUACGUGGUGGGCUCAGCCCACGAGAAUGAGCUGAUGCUCAUGUCUGUUCUCACCUGCCUGUUUGAGUCUCUGAACCACAUACUGAGGAAGAACGUGGAGAAACGCUGGCUGCUGGAAAACAUGGACGGAGCCUUUUUGGUGCUGGAUGAGAUUGUGGAUGGCGGCGUCAUUCUGGAGAGUGACCCGCAGCAAGUGAUCCAGAAGGUGAAUUUCAGGGCAGAUGACGGCGGCUUGAGUGAACAGAGUGUGGCCCAGGUUCUUCAGUCGGCCAAGGAGCAAAUUAAAUGGUCGUUAUUGAAAUGAAGGCUGUGGAUUCAAGGCUGCCCGCUCCCCUCCCCCACCGUUUCCCUAAUCCUGGCAAAAGCCCAAAGACCCCAGGGAUCAGUAGAGACCCCUUGGCAUCCCCAGGCUCCUCCCAGAACUGAUUCCUGAGGUCAGCAACUCCGAGAUGCAAAGGUUGGGCCCCAGCACUGAGUCACCCCUUUUCACCGCCCUGGCCUUAAUUCCGAUCUUAGGCAUUCCUGGCCCCGGGGCCCUAAUAAACCUGCUUCUGUCUCCUGCC
Molecule: messenger RNA, 787 nt
Organism: Carlito syrichta (Philippine tarsier)
Lineage: Eukaryota; Metazoa; Chordata; Mammalia; Primates; Tarsiidae
Gene: COPZ2
Product: coatomer protein complex subunit zeta 2
Exons: 8
Coding region: 94-528 (144 amino acids)
Biological process (GO): intra-Golgi vesicle-mediated transport; intracellular protein transport; retrograde vesicle-mediated transport, Golgi to endoplasmic reticulum
Cellular component (GO): COPI vesicle coat
Source: RefSeq, a predicted model, not a curated record